AUGGUGUACUACUACAAGUCGGCCGUGGUGGAACCGGCCGGCUUCAUCUACGUCGGCAAGGACAAGUUUGAGAACGAGGAUCUCAUCAAGUUUGGCUGGGAGCAGGAUCUCUGGUGCGUUUCACCUCCCCCGUCCCACAAGCUGUCCAGCGCGCACAUCUACCUCCGGAUGAGCGACGGCCAGAAAUGGGACGCGCUUCCCGAGGAGCUCAUCACGGACCUCGCCCAGCUCACCAAGGCCAACUCCAUCGAGGGCAACAAAAAAGACAACAUCACCAUCAUCUACACGCCAUGGUCCAACCUCAAAAAGGACGGCUCUAUGGACGUCGGCCAGGUCUCGUUCAAGAACCCGCGCCUCGUCAAGCGCGUUCUCGUCGCCGAGCGCGAGAACCCCAUCGUCAACCGCCUCAACAAGACCCGCACCGAAGUCAAGCAGCCCGACCUGAAGCAGGAAAAGGACGACCACGACAAGGAGCUGCGUCGCAAAGCCAACGCCGCUCUGCAGAUCAAGCAAAAGGAAGAGGCAAGACAGGCGCAGGAGUGGAAGGAGAAGAAAUGGCAAAAGGACCAUGCGUACGAUGACUUGUUCACAGAGGAGAACAUGGACAUGCAGAGUAACCAGAACCGGGAUGCGGACUGGGAAGACGACUUUAUGUAG
This is a messenger RNA of Cordyceps militaris CM01, 657 nucleotides long. RefSeq lists its product as uncharacterized. The record is from RefSeq and is a predicted model, not a curated record. Bases 1 to 657 code for a protein of 218 amino acids. The transcript is spliced from 5 exons. NCBI's taxonomy places the organism in Eukaryota, Fungi, Ascomycota, Sordariomycetes, Hypocreales, Cordycipitaceae.